AUGCCUGCAGACUACAAUGGACGCUGGGAGAUGGUGACCAACGAGAACUUCGAGGAGGUCAUGAAGGCCCUCGACAUCGACUUCGCCACCAGGAAGAUCGCCAGCCACCUGCACCAGACCAAAGUCAUCGUCCAGAACGGAGACAAGUUUGAAACCAAGACCCUGAGCACCUUCAGAAACUACGAGGUCAACUUCACCAUCGGGCAGGAGUUCGAGGAGCACACGAAGGGCUUGGACAACCGAAAGGUCCAGACGCUGGUUACCUGGGACGGAGACAAGCUGGUGUGCGUUCAGAAGGGCGAGAAGGAAAACCGAGGCUGGAAACACUGGAUCGAGGGAGACAUGCUUCACCUGGAAAUCCACGUCCUCGACAAAGUCUGCCACCAAGUGUUCAAGAAGACCCAGUGAGACGGGAACCCACUUUAUCUGAAACCAAACGUCCUGCUGCGUGUUCUGUCUAUUUAUGAUGUAAUGGUGAAGACCUGGAAUAAAUUAAUUUAAUACAA
Messenger RNA from Stegastes partitus (bicolor damselfish), 506 nucleotides. It is a transcript of the gene rbp2a, whose product is annotated as retinol binding protein 2a, cellular. Gene Ontology annotation, molecular function: lipid binding. The transcript is spliced from 4 exons. The record is from RefSeq and is a predicted model, not a curated record. NCBI's taxonomy places the organism in Eukaryota, Metazoa, Chordata, Actinopteri, Pomacentridae. Bases 1 to 408 code for a protein of 135 amino acids.